Messenger RNA from Ipomoea triloba (trilobed morning glory), 1011 nucleotides. RefSeq names its product early nodulin-like protein 2. Gene Ontology annotation, molecular function: electron transfer activity. NCBI's taxonomy places the organism in Eukaryota, Viridiplantae, Streptophyta, Magnoliopsida, Solanales, Convolvulaceae. Gene Ontology annotation, cellular component: plasma membrane. The record is from RefSeq and is a predicted model, not a curated record. Bases 1 to 1011 code for a protein of 336 amino acids. The transcript is spliced from 3 exons.
AUGAAUACAGUCCUUACCAAGUACUUUGGUGAAAUCCCCAGGACAGAAGUCAACGUAGCUGAACAUAUUAUCCGUGCUCACCAGGACGCUAAAAUGAGAGUGAUGACCUCUCAAAUCAACGUCCUUGAAGCUCUAAUCGAUGAAGAAAUGUUGGUCGAUCAAGCUUUGAGAGAGGCUGAAAAAGUUGUGGUUUUCUUUGCAUCCUUGUUUUUCCCUUCUUACGACGCUUUGGAGUUUGACGUCGGUGGCAACGACGGCUGGGUUUUAAACCCUUCUGAAAGUUAUAGCCAUUGGGCUGCCCGUAUGAGAUUUCAAGUUAACGACACUCUAUUGUUUAGGUACGAGAAAGGACGCGAAUCGGUGUUGGAGGUUGGCGAGGAAGAUUAUGAAAAAUGUAACGUCGAAAAUCCCAUGAAGAAAAUGGAGGAUGGGUAUUCUGUUUUGGAGUUGGAUAGAUCUGGGCCGUUUUAUUUCAUUUCUGGGAUUCAACAAAACUGUGAAAAUGGACAAAAAAUCGUUGUGGUUGUUCUUGCUCCCAAACACCAUAAUGCUCCUCCGCCGCCGCCGUCAACUGGCGGCGAUGCUCCGCCUAAAGGCUGUUCCUCAACGGCUUCGCCGGCCGGCGUGGCUCCCUGGGCUAGUCCUCACCGUCCCAGCGCCGCUCCGCCUAAAGGGCCUUCUGGCAGUGCUCCGGCGGGUUCUCCGCCGGCGUUUAAUGCACCGGCAAAGCCUCCGGCGCCGGCGGGGACGCCCGAACCACCUUCGCCGGCUUAUUCUGAAACUCCUUUACCAACGAUACCAGUGUCGCCGGCGAAAUCUCCUCCGGCUGGAGGGGGUUGUAACGGUUCGAGUAUCCGAAGCGAUCCGGCGAAUGUUCAUAACUCGCCGGCGAGUUCACCUCCACAGUCAACGUCAGCAGCAACAGCGGCAAUCCAUCUUUCAGCCAUAUUGGUUCCUACCUUCAUACUUACUAUGUGUUUUGCUUUUGGAGAACUUAUUAUUUUUUGUUAA